GUCCUCGCACCGGAGUCCUACGAGACACAGGUCUACCAGCCGGACUUCACUGUGCAGACCGAGUACUGCGGGUUCAUCAACUACGGCGACCGUGUUGUGCUCUCCUUGAAUCCGGAUAUCUUCGAUUCCACCUGCGGGCAGUAUGGCUGUGCAGUUGGCUAUGUUGACACGCUCGACCACGGGAGAAUGAAAUUUGCAGAGGGUGGAGACGAACCGGAUGCUUUCUAUGUCUACGGCACAGAGCAGGUGAAACCCGGUGAGUGCGCAAAGUUCGGCGAUGAAGUAGUGCUAUCCUGGAGCGAAGCCUCUAGUGAGGGCUGCGUUCCGGGGUCGCUCUCGCACUGUGUGGAGCCGGACAAUUGCGAGGUCUUUUCCAACGAGAACAUGAAGGAUGACAGCCUGACUUUCGCGCAGCGCCGAGCUCUCUGCGCAACGGCUUGCUUCGGAAACCUGCGGGGCCUUGCCCUGGACUUCAGCGCAGAUGGCACCUGUCGCUGUUCCCGCGAUGCAGAGCUGCCCCAGGCCUCCGC
Molecule: messenger RNA, 530 nt
Organism: Symbiodinium necroappetens
Lineage: Eukaryota; Dinophyceae; Suessiales; Symbiodiniaceae
Source: the annotation of a GenBank genome assembly